GCAUAACUGGUGGCGCCAGUCGUAGCGUUGCCGCCGCGCCAUUCACUCGCACGCUAGCUAACCUCGGCUCGUUUUUGUGACGCUGGGAUUGAAAUUUUGGAUUUUCUUCAGAGGAAGGUGUCAGGAAGUGCUAUAUAGAGGAAAUAUACAUAACGAGACAAUAUAGUUCUGCCAUUUCAGUGAUAAUUUAUAUAUCAGAUUGUUAUCGACCGGUGUUAUUGACAAUCAAGGCAUUAACAAAAAAUAAUAACACAUCGAUGGGUCAGUGACUGCAAAAGAAAAUAUAUAUCAGCCACACAAAACACCAGGAAAGUUAUAGCCAUGGAGAGCGAAUUAACCACAACGAAAUCUGCCCUGGUCACCGCCGCCCACGUCAAGCAGUUCAAGCCAUGUGUCGUCGCCCCGCCCCCCCUCCAGAGUCCCGCCCAACCCCUUGCCGCCCCCGAGGGAGAGAGAGACCCCGAGGGCGCGAGCGAGAACGGGGAAGUACCAUGGGAACUGGAGAAGAACGGACAAAGAAGAUCGGCAAAGGACUGUGGCAAGGAAGACAAGGCACGUGAAAAGACGGCCGAAGGCGCUCCUCCCGACGGCGGCUGGGGCUGGGUCGUUCUGCUGGGGUCGUUCGUCGUCAUGGUCCUGAUCUCCUCCAUGGGCCCGUGCUUCAGCCUGGUGUACUCGCGUCUGCUGCUGUCCUUCGGCUCGUCCUCGACCACCGUGGCCUGGAUCUUCAACAGCUUCAGCCUCGUGUGGAACGUGAUGGGUCCUGUGGUGGGGCCCCUGGCGGCAGAGUGCGGCCAUAGGAAGGUCGCCGUCACGGGAGCCUUCCUCUGCUCCUUGGCUCUCAUCCUCUCUGCCUUCUCCUCCUCGGCGUGGAUCCUCUUGCUCUCCUUUUCUCUUAUUGGAGGUGUGGGCGCGGGCCUAGUGGUGGGUGCAAGCGUCCUCAUCCUUCCCCUCUACUUCUCUCGCCGUCGUGGAUUCGCUAAUGGUUUGUUCAUGGCUGGGACCAGCGUUGGGUUGUUCAUAGCGCCGCAUCUCAUCACGUACCUGCAGGACCUCUACACGUUUAAAGGCGCCACUCUAAUUUUGGGAGCCAUCGUCCUCAAUGGGUGUGCAGCUGGCGCUACUUACCAUCCCGCUUCUUGGCAUAUGCAGCAUGAGAGGAAGAGUUCCAGCAAUGUCACUGAGGAUGCGCAGCGAACGCCACUAUCCAAGACGACAAACAAAAAUAAGCUUGUAGGACUACCAAAAUUACCGAACGGAAAACACCAAAUCGAGAAGGACGCUUCUUACAGAAGAUUUUUCGUGACACGGGUUGUUCUCUCCACGGUUCGAGAUUUGGGUAUACUCAAGUCAAGUCGUGCCCUGAUAAUUGCCCUCACCAGCACACUAGUUAUGAAUGGUUACCUGAAUUUUAUCAUGAUGGUGCCUUUCAUGGUGACCACGGCUAGACAUACACCCCAUGAUGCUGCUUGGUGUGUGUCCGCGUCGGGAAUAAGCAACCUCCUGACGCGAGUAAUUGUUUCGGCACUAGCAGACUGCUCGUGGUUCCAUCUGAGAGGAUGCUACAUGGCUGGAAUCUUACUAAUCGCUCUUUCAAGCUUUGCAUUCAGCUUCAUAUCCAGCCUGACUUGGAUGACAGUGACGAUGGCCGUCUGGGGCUGUGGAGUGGGCGCUUUCAUGGGCCUUUAUAACCUGAUCAUGAUUCGCUACAUGGGCAUGAAGAAGCUGCCGUCUAUGUACGGAGCCUCCAGCCUUCUCAACGGCUUAGGUUUCAUAACCAUAGGCCCGCUUAUAGGUUACAUCCGGGACCUGAGUGGCAGUUACCAGGUCUCCCUCUGGGUCCUGGUGGUGACGGAGGCUUUGUGUGUGCUCCUGUGGUUCCUCAUGCCCGCCGCUGCAUCUCGUGACAACCGAAAGGCGCUGGGACGGGAACAGGGUGGUCUCCAGUGAUACGACUUUGGAAGGUUUUUGUCAGUGUGAGACUGUGGUUGUUUUGCUUUCGCAGAUGUAGUUGUUUUGUUGAUACUCUGUGAAACAAUUAUAGAUUUAUUUAUAUGUUAAUGAUGACUGGUUUUGCGUGGAAUGUGAAUCCGUAAUUUAUUAAAGUAUGUGUAUAUGGGGAUAUAUAGAAUAUGUUAUUUUGUAUGUUUCUUACACCAGAUGAAUAAUUUUUUUUAUGUGCGAAUAAUUGAUACGUGAGAAAUUUGUAAUAAAAUGUUGAAUCCAAA
Messenger RNA from Penaeus vannamei (Pacific white shrimp), 2228 nucleotides. RefSeq names its product monocarboxylate transporter 12-B. Gene Ontology annotation, molecular function: monocarboxylic acid transmembrane transporter activity. Gene Ontology annotation, biological process: transmembrane transport. Lineage: Eukaryota; Metazoa; Arthropoda; Malacostraca; Decapoda; Penaeidae. The record is from RefSeq and is a predicted model, not a curated record. Gene Ontology annotation, cellular component: membrane.